UUGAAUCCAGGUAAAUUCUUUACCUUGAGGGAGAAAGACAGAAGGCAAGCUGCAAGACUUAGAGCUAUGUUCAAUGAUGUUUUGUGGAAGAUGGUCAGUGAUGAGGAUGAGCAAACAAAGAUUAGUAAACAGGCAGAUGACUACGAAAGAUCCGAAGGGGAAUGCUUUUCAAAGGCAGGAGCAAUAAGAGAAAGAGAGAAAAAAAGUCCUAUCCUAUGGUGGGGUGCAUAUGGAGGACUGGCAUAUGAACUACAAAGCCUAGCAAAAAGGGUUAUAAGCCUCUGUUGUGCAGCUUCUGGUUGUGAGAGAAAUUGGUCAGACUUUGCAGCAGUCCAUACAAAAAAGAGGAACCGACUAGAACACCAGAGGCUUAAUAAAUUGGUCUAUGUCAGUUACAACAGAAAGAUGGAAAAUAGGUUUCGCACACUAAGAGAGCUGGGAUCCAAGGGAAAAAGAAGCAACCCACUGGUGCUUGAAGAGUUUAUGUGGGAAAAUGAAUGGGUUGAAGAAAAUAAUGAAGCUGAUGGUGAUAGCAGCAUAUGGCAUGCUGUGGAUGAGGCAUUAGGGGCAACUCAUGCUCUCCAAGGCAGAAAUUUGCCAAGAUUAGCUGCUGCAGGUGCUGCUUCAAGUUCUCGGCCUCAACGAACCUAUGUUAGGACAAGGAAGCGUUCAAGAAAUGCAGCAGCACAAGAUAUUGGAGAAGAUGAUAGUGAUGCUCAAGAAGAUGGUAAUGCUACAGCAGAUGCAGAAGAACAACAAGAACAACCACUAGAAGCAACUAGAGAUAUGGACCAAGAUGAAUCUGAAUCUGGAGGAGGGAAAGCUGCUGCUAAUGCUUUUUGCUUGGAUGCUGAUCUGCUCUAGGUAGCAGACUAGCAGGUACUCUAUAUUCAGUAUAUUGUUUCACACUUUCACUUAUGUUAUAUUGUUAUGUUACAUUCACUUCCAAUUGAAAGCUGCUACUGUUAUAUUUCA
This is a messenger RNA of Zea mays, 975 nucleotides long. RefSeq lists its product as uncharacterized. Gene Ontology annotation, molecular function: protein dimerization activity. The coding region runs from base 67 to 864 and encodes 265 amino acids. The record is from RefSeq and is a predicted model, not a curated record. NCBI's taxonomy places the organism in Eukaryota, Viridiplantae, Streptophyta, Magnoliopsida, Poales, Poaceae. The transcript is spliced from 3 exons.